Molecule: messenger RNA, 1180 nt
Organism: Lutzomyia longipalpis
Lineage: Eukaryota; Metazoa; Arthropoda; Insecta; Diptera; Psychodidae
Gene: Dera
Product: deoxyribose-phosphate aldolase
Exons: 3
Coding region: 100-1029 (309 amino acids)
Biological process (GO): carbohydrate catabolic process; deoxyribonucleotide catabolic process
Cellular component (GO): cytoplasm
Molecular function (GO): deoxyribose-phosphate aldolase activity
Source: RefSeq, a predicted model, not a curated record
CGACUUUUCCCCUUUUUAGUGCUUAUCAGCUGUUCCGAACAACCUUCACGCGUGUUUUUUGUGAGUAAAUAAUUUUCUUUGAGCAAUUUUGUCCAGGAAAUGGAAGUCCAAAAGCCAAUUCCAUUCGAAACAACUUGGUUUGAGCGCAAUGAAGUCAAUUUGCGUUCAGUUGAGGAAUCUGUGGAUGUUCUCGUGUCCAGGAACGCAGUGACUAAUCCUCUGAAUGUUAAAGCAUGGGCCCUUAAAGCCUUAACUUUGACGGAUCUUACAACACUGGCCGGGGAUGAUACGAAGGCGAAUGUUCGGAGUCUCUGCCUGCGGGCGGCAUAUCCAUUUCCUGACCAUGUCCUGGACACUCUGGGAUUGGAUGAGGUAACACGAGGGAUGAUUCACACAGCUGCUGUGUGCGUGUACCCAAGUCGCGUGCCAGAUGCGCGUGUCACGCUCGCGGAAUUAGAUAAACUCAAUGAUAUUCCAAUUGCCGCCGUGGCAACGGGCUUCCCCUCCGGGCAGUACCCACUGUCAUCACGUCUGGCUGAGAUUAAGUGUGCCAUUGAGUGUGGAGCCACGGAGAUUGACAUUGUCAUUGAUAGGGGUUUAGCUCUGCAGGGCAACUGGCAGGAGCUGUACAAUGAGAUCCUUGCAAUGCGUCGUGCCUGUGGGAAUCAGGCGCACCUCAAGGCAAUCCUGGGUAUUGGGGAACUGGGGACAAUGAAGAAUGUCUACAUGGCAUCCAUGGUGGCCAUGAUGGCUGGUGCGGACUUUAUAAAAACUUCCACAGGCAAGGAGAGUGUCAAUGCAACACUUCCCGUUGGUUUAGUCAUGAUUCGUGCUAUUCAGGACUUUUACAGGAAGACUGGGCAGAAGAUUGGCCUGAAGCCAGCCGGUGGGGUACGAACUGUUCAGGAAGCCAUCUCAUGGAUGAGCCUCAUCAAGCAGACGUUGGGACCGGAAUGGCUACAGCCGCACCUCUUCCGUUUUGGGGCUUCCGGAUUACUUGGCGACGUGGAGAAAGUUAUCCUGUCCUAAGGGCAGCAGCACCGCAGAGAGUGAUGGUUCAAGCCUUUCUUUUUUUUACCUCCAAAAACAUGACCAAAAUAUUUUUUUCUUGUUAAUUCUUCUUUUUUUUUUAAUCACUCUAUAAAUACAAAACCAGUGUGGGCGUUAGUGAUCGCGCAAA